GUCUUGCUCGAGCUCGAUCUACAUGUCAUCGAAAGAAGAAUUACGUGAGCUAUUAUCACACGUCAAUAAAACCCUCUUGUCAUACGCCUCCAUCUGGGUUAGUGCUAAGGCCACGGAGCUCAGUCCUCACAGAGCAACAAGCUUGGGAAGAAUCGUUGGUGGCUUUGAGUUUCAUGUCAAUACUUGCCGUCAGACGAUUGCGAAGGUCGCAUCACGAGAGCUAUUUAUCGGCCUGUCUUCUGUUAUGUUCAUGUGCAUACGUGCUCAGAUCACGGGUUCGUCCUCUGGAAUGUGUGUCUUGUAUUACAUUAAGGUGCUCUUCAAUGCAGCUCUUAGCAUAAAUCGUUCACAGGCAUCUUCACGAGGAGUGGCAGCUGACAUCUCCGAUAGUUCUGCGACCAUGGACGAUGCAGAGAAAUCACGUCAGUUGCAGAACAGGUUACUGGUCGACGCUAUCCAUGGGAUUCGCUUGGAGGCCCUAAGCUUGGCCAAAAAGUUGAAAGAGUCUCACAGCAUUUCAAGAUCUGAACAUUUGAGACCAACGAAGGCGAGUGUCUCGGAUCAGUAUGGAGAGUCUUACAAGUGCUACGUCUCAUGGCCACUUUGGGAAGUCGUAGAUUUUGAGUGCGACUCGUGUGCGCAGAGUGCGCGAAGCAUGGCUUCGAGGCCGGAAAAUUCAGAAAUUGCAUCGACCUCGAAGAAAUCACGAACGAAAGAGAAGAACGGAUCCAUGAACAAAGGGAAGGUAACAUCAAACAACGAGUCAGCCCAACCAGCGGAGAAUAGAGAACUGACGAGGAAGAAAGCUGUCUUAGCUGCAGCAGCGUUUGAGAGAUGGGCUGCAGAGAAGACACCCACGGAGGUAGAAAGUCAUUUGAGUACUUCAAGCGAGAAGAGGUCACCCUUGGAAGAAGUAGAUUGACCUUAGAACCAACACAGGCUUGCGAAGGACAAUCACCGAUUUAGGGUCAUUCAUGAUCUUUGAAAUCAGUGAUGUUUCUGUCAGUGUUUUUAUGUGAAUUGUUCAGUAUCUUUAGAGACAGUCAUGUUAGCGGAAUUAGUCCAUCCACGCAACUCCACUUGAUGCAGCAUGUAGGAAAAUCAUCUUUCAAGAGAUCUUUCCAACAUUUCCUUGUAAAUUUGCAAAUCUAAUCAAAUUUUAUCUGUUCGCUG
Marchantia polymorpha subsp. ruderalis is the source of this 1173-nucleotide messenger RNA. The record is from the annotation of a GenBank genome assembly. NCBI's taxonomy places the organism in Eukaryota, Viridiplantae, Streptophyta, Marchantiopsida, Marchantiales, Marchantiaceae.